This is a messenger RNA of Oncorhynchus nerka (sockeye salmon), 6352 nucleotides long. Its product is annotated as receptor-type tyrosine-protein phosphatase U-like. Gene Ontology annotation, cellular component: membrane. The record is from RefSeq and is a predicted model, not a curated record. Lineage: Eukaryota; Metazoa; Chordata; Actinopteri; Salmoniformes; Salmonidae. Gene Ontology annotation, biological process: protein dephosphorylation. The transcript is spliced from 30 exons. Gene Ontology annotation, molecular function: protein tyrosine phosphatase activity; protein binding. The coding region runs from base 117 to 4475 and encodes 1452 amino acids.
ACUCUUUUCAGCAAGGAAUUCAGUCAUCAAUGAGCGGACAACUUUGGAACAGUCCUGCCGCAGUCACUCACUACAAGGAUUUCGUCUGAUAACGGGAGCUGGACUAAAACGUUAAAAUGUAUAGCGGAGUGAUUCUACUGAUGCUGGUCGUCGGGAUCUACACUGAUACUAUGGACCAAGGGCCAACAGCUGGCUGUACCUUUGACGAGGACUCCGACCCUGGGCUGUGUGAGUACAAGCAGGGACAGGAGGACGACUUUGACUGGCAGCUGAUGAGGACAUACAACUGGCCACACACCUCCCCAGACCUGCUGCGAGGCUCGUUCAUGAUGGUGAACUCGUCCCAGCAUGCCGCGGGGCAGCGGGCCCACCUCCUCCUCCAUUCGCUAAGUGAGAACGACACGCACUGCAUCCAGUUCAGCUACUUCCUGUACAGCCGCGACGGCCACUCCCCCGGGGAACUGCAGCUCUACAUCCGGGUCAAUGGGGGGCCGCGGGGCAGUGCCGUGUGGAACGUCUCCGGGUCACAUGGACGCCAGUGGCACCAGGUGGAGCUAGCCGUCAGCACAUUCUGGCCCAGCGAAUACCAGGUGGUGUUUGAAGCAUCGGUCUCAGCAGAAAGGCGAGGCUACAUCGCCAUUGACGACAUCCUGCUGCUCAAUUACCCCUGCUACAAGGUUCCCCACUUCUCUCGGCUGGGGGAUGUGGAGGUCAAUGCAGGGCAGAAUGCCACCUUCCAGUGUGUCGCCACGGGCAAAACUACAGAGACAGAACCCUUCCUACUGGAGCGUCGUAACGGUGUGGUUGUGGCGGCAUCCUCUAUCCAGCGUCUGAGCCACAAGCGUCUGAUGGCCACCUUCCAAGUGGAGGCUGAGAGAGGGGAGCAGGACCUGUAUCGCUGCAUCACAGAGUCCCCACGCGGAGCUGCCGUGUCCAACUUCGCCGAGCUCAUUGUCAGAGUGCCCCCCACCCCCAUCGCUCCCCCCCAGCUGCUCCGGGCUGGCCCCACCUACCUGAUCAUUCAACUCAACACCAACUCCAUCGUGGGGGAUGGCCCUGUUAUCCGUCGUGAGAUCGAGUACCGGGCCAGCCAAUCACCAUGGUCGGAGACACACGGUGUGGGCUCGCUCACGUAUAAGGUGUGGCAUCUGGAGCCGGACACAGAGUACCGUAUCAGUGUUUUACUGACCCGACCAGGGGAGGGAGGCACAGGGGCGCCUGGACCUCCCCUGGUCAGCAGGACCAAGUGCGCAGAGCCCAUGCGUGCGUUGCGAGGCCUCACAGCCAUAGAGAUCCAGCCUCGUCAACUAGUCUUACAGUGGGAACCUCUGGGCUACAACCUGACGCGCUGCCACACCUACUCCGUCUCUCUCUGCUACCGUUACUCCACACCUGCAGGGGGCAGCGCAGGGAACAAUGCCACAGUGAGGGAGUGUCUCUCUGUAGAGAGGAACCAAUCACACUUCACCCUGAGGGACCUGCCCCCGUUCCGCUCCGUCCACGUCCGGCUGGCGCUGGAAAAUCCAGAAGGCAAGAAAGAAGGCAGAGAGGUCACCUUUCAGACCGAGGAGGACAUUCCUGGUGGCAUCGUCCCAGAGUCACUGACUUUCACCCCAUUAGACGAAAUGAUCUUUCUGAAGUGGGAGGAGCCUGUGGAGCCCAAUGGGGUCAUCACACAGUAUGAGAUCAGUUACCAGGGCAUCGAGUCAUCCGACCCGGGUAUCAACGUACCGGGCCCUCGCCGUACUGUCUCCAAGCUGAGGAACGAGACAUACCACAUGUUCUCUGGUCUACACCCCGGGACCACCUACCUGGUGUCUGUUAGAGCUCGCACCGCCAAGGGCUUCGGGCAGACCGCCCUCACUGAGAUCACCACCAACAUCUCCGCCCCAGUGUUUGACUAUGAGGAUGUCCCAGCCCCACUCAGUGAGUCAGAGAGUACCAUCACUGUGCUGCUGAGACCUGCGCUGGGCAGAGGAGCACCAGUCAGUGCAUACCAGGUGGUAGUAGUAGAAGAGGACGGUUCUAGGCGGAUCAGGAGGAGGAGGAGGAGGAGGGAGCUGGGUAGCGGUUCAGACUGUUUCCCUGUGCCAGCGUCCCAGGUGGAGGCCCAGUCUAAGGGGACGCCUCACUACUACACAGCUGAGCUGCCCCCCUCCAGUCUCCCUGAGGCCACUCCGUUCACCGUAGGGGACAACCACACCUAUAACGGCUACUGGAACACUCCCCUGGACCCCUCCAAGAACUACCUAGUCUUCUUCCAGGCUAUAAGCAACUUCAGAGGGGAGACGAGAAUUAACUGCAUCCGGAUUGCCCGUAAAGCUGCCUGUAAGGACCAUAAGAGGGCCUUGGAGGUGUCCCAACAUGCAGAGGACAUGGGUCUGAUCCUGGGGGCCUGUGCUGGUGGACUGGUGGUCCUCAUUCUGCUGCUGGGGGCCAUCGUCAUCAUCAUCAAGAAGGGCAGGAAGAAGGUAGCGCUGAACAAGGCAGCCAUGUCGUACCGUCAGGAGAAGACCAGGAAGCUAGGUUCUCUGGACUGCAGCAUGACAGAGCAGAGCACCCUGCAGCAGGAUGGGCGCACUGCUAACUCCUUCAUGGACGCCCACACCUGCAACACACGGAACGAACAGAGGAGUUCAGUGAACGAGUCCAGCAGCCUGUUGGGUGGUUCCCCUCGACGCCACUGUCGUAGGAAGAGCUCUCCGUACCACACGGGUCAGCUUCACCCCGCGGUCAGGGUGGCAGACCUCCUCCAACACAUCAACCAGAUGAAGACUGGGGAGGGAUACGGCUUCAAACAGGAGUAUGAGAGCUUCUUUGAUGGAUGGGAUGUCACCAAGAAGAAGGACAAGACUAAAGGGAGACCUGACAGUUUGCUGGGGCAUGAUCGUCAUCGAGUCAAGCUACACUCUCUCCUAGCAGACCCCAACUCUGACUAUGGCAAUGCCAACUACAUAGACGGGUACCAGCGAUCAAACCACUUCAUAGCCACCCAAGGUCCCAAGCAGGAGAUGAUCUAUGACUUCUGGAGGAUGGUGUGGCAGGAGAAUUGCUUCAGUAUUGUCAUGAUCACUAAACUGGUGGAGGUGGGCAGGAUGAAGUGCUGUAAGUAUUGGCCCGAGGACAGUGAACUCUAUGGAGACAUCAAGAUCACACUGCUGAAGACCGAAACACUGGCCGAGUACACCGUCCGCACCUUUGCUAUGGAACGGAGGGGCUACCCAGCGAAACACGAGGUAUGUCAGUUCCACUUCACCUCCUGGCCAGAGCAUGGUGUUCCCUACCACGCCACAGGCCUGCUGGCCUUCCUACGCCGGGUCAAGGCCUCCACACCCCCCGAUGCUGGGCCCGUGGUCGUCCACUGCAGUAUGGGAGCAGGCAGAACAGGCUGCUACAUCGUACUGGACGUCAUGCUGGAUAUGGCAGAGUGUGAGGGAGUGGUGGACAUCUACAACUGUGUCAAGACCCUCUGCUCCAGACGCAUCAACAUGAUACAGACAGAGGAGCAGUAUGUGUUCAUCCAUGAUGCCAUUCUGGAGGCCUGUUUGUGUGGAGAGACAGCUAUACCUGUUCUUGAGUUUGCUCUGACCUAUAAGGAGAUGCUGAGGGUUGACUCACAGAGCAACACCUCCCAGCUACGAGAGGAGUUCCAGACGUUGAACUCUGUGACCCCUCACCUGGAUGUGGAGGAGUGCAGCGUAUCCCUGUUGCCGAGGAACCGCGAGAAGAACCGUAGCAUGGACGUCCUGCCCCCCGACCGCGCCCUGGCCUUCCUGGUCACCACUGAGGGCAUUGCCGAGGGCAACAACUACAUCAACGCCGCUCUCACUGACAGCUUCCACCGGCCCGCCGCCUUCGUGGUCACACCUCACCCGUUACCGGGAACCACGGCAGACUUCUGGAGGCUGGUCUAUGACUAUGGAUGUACCUCGGUGGUGAUGCUCAACCAGAUCAACCAGUCCAACUCUGCCUGGCCAUGUCUAAAGUACUGGCCAGAGCCUGGGCUGCAGCAGUUUGGACCAAUGACAGUGGAGCUCCUGUCCAUGACGGCUGAUGAUGACGUCAUCAUUCGUCUGUUCCGGGUUCAGAACAUCAUGCGGCUCCAGGAAGGUCAGCUGGUGGUUCGUCAUUUCCAGUUCCUGCGCUGGUCUCCAUACCGCGACGUCCCAGACUCUAAGAAGGCUUUCCUCAGCCUCCUGGCCCAGGUCCACAACUGGCAGAGGGAGUGUGGAGAGGGACGUACCAUCGUCCACUGUCUUAACGGUGGUGGUAGGAGUGGUACGUUCUGUGCUUGUACCAUGCUGCUAGAGAUGAUCCGUCAUCACAGCCUGGUGGAUGUCUUCUACGCUGCCAAGACGCUACGCAACUCCAAACCCAACAUGGUGGAGACCAUGGAGCAGUACCGGUUCUGCUAUGACCUGGCCUUGGAGUACCUGGACGCCUUGGACUGCCUGAGUGAGAUAGAAGUGAGAUAGCACUGAUCCCAGAUCAGCUCAGGCUCAGGGUAGAUAGAGUGGAGUACCUGGACGCCUUGGACUGCCUGAGUGAGAUAGAAGUGAGAUAGCACUGAUCCCAGAUCAGCUCAGGCCCAGAAGAAAUGGAGUGGAGUCCUGGACCUAGCCUGGAUCUCAGCCUGGGUCCACAUUACCUGGGCUUCCCAGCCUGGUCCUAGCCUGAGUCCACAGCCUGGGCCUGGAUCUGGGCCUGAGUCCACACUGCUCUGCUUCUCUCUCUACACUUCUACAUCUAGCACAGAUUUGUCAGACCUUCUCAACCCUAGAAGGGGUGUAGGGAUAGAGGCCUGGGACUCAGUCCGCUGCCUGAGUCCGGCCUGGUCCACACCACUCCGUCCUGGGUUUUCCCUUGGGUCUACAGCCUGGGUCUAGCCAUGUUCCUGCUCUGCUUCCCUCUACACCCCCAGGUCUGGGUGUAUCAGUGUAUCUGCUGCCAUAACGGACCUGGACAAAAAACUGAGAGCGAAAGAGAGGGAGACAGAGAGAGAUGAUGGGACUUGCUUCUACCUUCUACCUGUCGUAUAAUGUACUCUUUUCCUUUCCCCUGCAUUCUUAUCCCAUCUGUAAGUUGCUCUUCUGUUCGGUGCCACAUACUAUCUGCCAAACACAAGGAAGAGGACAAGGAAAUGGGCAGGAUCGUCCUCUUCUCAUUGGGCGUAUUUCUGGUCACCUGAGCACUGGUGGUAUACUCAAAGGUCUCCGCAACUUCCUGCCUUAUUUUAUUAUGUCAAUGACAACAAUAACAACAACAUCGAAAAACACAAAAGCUGAAGUAUAACAACAAGACAAUGAUGUCACAACUGCAGCAGAUAAAAUAUGUCAACUAUUAGGUGAUUUUGUGUGUUUGUUUUGUAAUACGUAUAAUGAUCUUGUAAAUGAUGCAAUGAUCUACUGUUGGUGAACAUCCGAUGUUGUUACUGUACACUGGUGUUUUCUCUGGUGAGGCUGGAAUGGCUAUUUCUCCAUCGGCAGAGAAGAAGUUUACAAAGAAAAUGACACUGAAAUGAUGUUUGGUGCAUCGAUCCUAUGGUCCUACUGUACAGAAAGGACCUAUCUGGUUUAUUAUUUAUUGUAUGUGUAAAUAGAUUGUUUUCCAGAUGUUUCUAGAUGUUUGUUGUCUUAACUCUGUGCCAAUUCAUUCUAUUUUGUCUAUGAACAACAUGGUCUCAUUAGAAUAAUGUCAAAAUAGUGACGUUUAACCAUUGUAAUGGUAUGCCAUCCAAUUACUUUUAUGUCACUUCUGGUGACAUAUUACUCCAUAUUAGUAAUGAGAUAUGUCUGCUAUAAAUUACAUUCUAGGUUUAUGUCACCCAAUUUGACAUAGGACUUAUGUAAUUUCUGGUGACAUAUUACUUCAUAUUUGUAAUGAGAUAUGUCUGCUAUAAAUGAGGACCACUUGAGCACCUGCAUGCCAGUCAGUUGUUAGUGUUUCCAUUGCAGUUUGUGACCCAGUCUGCUUCAGGGGACCGCCCCCACUGCUACCAGAGACUGGGGUUGCAAAAUUACAGUAGCUUUCCAAAAUUCCCAGAUUUGUCCUGAAAUGAAAUAAGCAAGAAGGGAAUCUUCCAACUGCGACACUUAUGACUUGGAAUCUUACUAAAGGGAUUUCAGGAAACCUGGGACGUUCAGGGAAGUUACCUAAUUUUGCAACCCUAUGCGAGAACCCCAGAGAGAGUAAUGUAACAAAAAAAAUGACAUGAUUUGUCUCUAGCUGUGGGAACAAACGUGAUCAGUUUGCCGAAAUUAGUUGUUUUUUGCAUUUGUAUUUAUUCAUUCAAUGUUUUAUUUUAUAAUUGUGUAUAAAUGAAAAUAAAUAAAAUAUUAUGAUGUUGGUAAUA